This is a messenger RNA of Klebsormidium nitens, 2464 nucleotides long. The record is from the annotation of a GenBank genome assembly. NCBI's taxonomy places the organism in Eukaryota, Viridiplantae, Streptophyta, Klebsormidiophyceae, Klebsormidiales, Klebsormidiaceae.
GCAUGCGUGGCACAGAGUCGGGUGCACGAGGGACAGGGCAUCCAGCUCAAAUACAGAAAAGGUGGCCCAGACUCCAGAGCAUGGUUGCAAUGCGCGCAAGGGACCCAGCGGAGGGAAGAGUGGAGAUAUCCUUUUUGCUCCAAAGCUGCAGGAAGCGAGAGAAUAGCCAAUGAGUUGCACAUAGAAGGAUGCAAAGCGGGUUCUUAAUUGGCCCAGGGAUUCUCAAGGAAUUCUUUUUGCAAGAUACCCAAAAGGUGGUGCAGAGACUGCUUUGCUGAACUUUUAUUGCAAGAGAAGUCCAGUUGACCUUCUACUGAAGUGUCUUGAACGAGCUGGCAGGAGCGGCCCGCGCUGCUCUUUGUCAUGGGGGCGGCUCAGCUGCUCCUUCGGGCAGCACCGUUGAUUGGCAUGCGAUACAGCGCAAAACAAUGCAACCUGGAAAGGGUUCUUCUAGCAGCUGCCGUACCACUCUAUGCGGCGUCCCAACGCCCCUUCCCGCUGCCUUUGUGGCGAGCCUUUUCAACAGCUGACGCCGCAGCAAGCAAUGAUGUUACUGUGGAAAGGUCUUUGCCAGAAAGGCCUGCCAUUGUACAGAUGCGUGCAGUCAAAGAGUCAGCGAUGGCAAUGGGGGGGCCUGCACGCAUUCAAAAGCAGCACAAAUCAGGCAAGUUGACGGCCCGGGAGCGUGUCCAAGCGUUGCUGGAUGAAAACUCCUUCCUUGAGAUGGGCCAGCUAGUUCAACAUCGAUGCCGAGAUUUUGAGAUGGACAAGAAACAGUAUCCAGGCGAUGGGGUCGUCACUGGAAGUGGCCUCAUCAAUGGAAGGCCUGUCUUUGUCUUCAGCCAGGACUUCACCGUGUUUGGAGGGAGCUUAUCCGAGACACAUGCCCUCAAGAUCUGCAAGGUUCUAGACAAAGCCAUGCAAGUGGGAGCCCCGGUGAUUGGACUCAACGACUCUGGAGGGGCGCGAAUCCAAGAAGGUGUUAUGUCACUGGCUGGCUAUGCAGACGUCUUCCAGAGGAACGUCCUUGCUUCUGGUGUUGUCCCCCAGCUUUCCAUGAUCAUGGGGCCUUGCGCAGGCGGUGCCGUUUACUCCCCUGCUCUGACAGACUUCACGUUUAUGGUCCGAGGCACUUCUCACAUGUUCGUCACCGGUCCGGACGUCGUCAGGUCGGUCACGGGGGAGACCGUUACACAGGAGGAGCUCGGCGGCGCCGAUUCCCACACCACCAAGUCAGGCGUCGCUCACGGCGCUUGGAACAACGAGCUAGACGCCCUCGCCGCCUUGCGACAGCUGUUUGACUACCUGCCCCUGUCCAACCGGGAAAAGGCGCCGCAGCUUCUAAGCCUGGACCCAGCUAAUCGCGUGACCCCCUCCUUGGACCUGGUCGUUCCCCGGGACACUAACGUCGCCUAUGACAUGCACGAGGUCCUCGAAAAGGUUCUAGACAACGGAGAGUUGUUCGAGAUCAUGUCGGACUACGCCAAAAACAUCAUCGUCGGGUUCGCGAGGAUGGAAGGGCACACUGUUGGGGUUGUUGCCAAUCAGCCGAUGGUCCAGGCCGGGUGCCUCGACAUCGACGCCUCCGUAAAGGGCGCCCGCUUCGUCCGCUUCUGCGACGCCUUCAACAUCCCGCUGGUGACCUUCGUUGACGUGCCGGGCUUCCUGCCAGGAACCGGGCAGGAGCACGGGGGGAUCAUCCGGCACGGCGCGAAGCUGCUGUAUGCGUACGCCGAAGCCACGGUGCCCAAAGUGACGGUCAUCACGCGGAAAGCAUACGGCGGUGCUUACGAUGUAAUGAGCUCCAAGCAUCUGCGAGGUGACGCCAACUUCGCCUGGCCGACGGCUGAGAUUGCGGUCAUGGGCGCCAAGGGGGCGGUCGAGAUCUUGUUCCGGGGCAAGCCGGCUUCGGUCAUCGCAGAGGAGACGCGCCGUUACGAGGAGCGGUUCGCCAAUCCAUACGUUGCGGCUGGGUACGGGUUCGUGGAUGACGUCAUCCUGCCACGUGACACCCGCGCGCGCAUCUGCAAGGAGCUGCGGGUGUUGCAGACCAAGGCCCUAGAAAAUCCAUACAAGAAGCACAGCAACUGUCCACUCUAGGCGAGCAUUCUUCAGGACUCCGGAGCUCUCCGAGUCGCCCGCUUUUUGGCUACGGUUGAGAUCAUUGGUGGCGGACUCGGUAGUCCGGCGGCCAUGUACAUACAUGUAGAAUCAGAAGAGAUGAUCGAGCAUCUGCUGGUGGGAUUUAGGUGACAAAAUAGGGCUGUGCUCCUCAACUCGGUGACAGAAGCUUAAGUCAAAUGCAGACUAACUAGACAAAAUCUAGACUAACCUCAUACUAGUCACCGCUGUCUGUAGCGUGCAUUCGACUCAAUACAGUGACCCGAAUCGUACAUGCGGCGGAGCUUGCUUUUCGCUCUGACUGCUUUCAUGCACUACUGUAAUUUGAGUCGGUUGCGCCGUA